AUGCCUUCGAACUCCACCUCCUCCUCCUCAUCCUCCUCCUCCUCGUCCUCACCCUCCUCAUCCUCCUUCUCUUCUUCCUCCUCCUCCUCAUACUACUCCUGCUCCUGUUCCUGUUCCUGCUCCUGCACUCUCCCACAUUCUCCCCUCUGAAUUGCCAUCGUAACAGCCAGCAUUUUAUCCACCGUGAAGGCAUUGACUCUGAUGAUGUGUAGACUUCUGCCUCUGGGCAAAUGUGUUGCUUCUAAUACGGCUCGCCAUCACGCAUGAGUAGUCUGUCUCUCUAAUAUCGCCUCAGCCGACAGCGGACAUUGUCAUGUAUGGCAUUACUUGGAGACGUAGUAGUGUUACACGAACACAAAUUUCAUAUUGCCAUCUGUCGGCAUUGGAGGCAGUCGGCCAGUCUGUGUGUCUGCCAGUAUGUCUGUCAGUCUAUGUGUCUGUGUGCGUUUGUGUGAAGAUGCUUACGGUUGAGCUUUUUGCAUUGCAGCAUAUGAGACAGAGAGUGGAUCGUCCUUGGCAGGCGAGAAGAUGACUGGCAGGCCAGGCAAGUGCUUUUGCUCCUAUUUGACCUGAGAUGUGCAGAGCAGCUGUAGCAUGCCUUCGACCUCCCCCUCCUCCUCCUCCUCCUAGUCCUCCUCCUCCUCCUCCUCUUCCUCCUCCUCCUCUUCCUCCUCCUCCUGCUCCUGCUCCUGCUCCUGCACUGCCCCACAUUCUCCCCUCUGAAUUGCCAUCGUAACAGCCAGCAUUUUAUCCACCGUGAAGGCAUUGACUCUGAUGAUGUGUAG
Molecule: messenger RNA, 785 nt
Organism: Spirometra erinaceieuropaei
Lineage: Eukaryota; Metazoa; Platyhelminthes; Cestoda; Diphyllobothriidea; Diphyllobothriidae
Source: the annotation of a GenBank genome assembly